AUGAAUUGCUUAUCUGAAGUUGCGAACAAAGUUAAAGAUUAUUUGAUCAAUGAAAUUUGGUAUUUGUUUACUUAUGAGAGCAACAUCAUAUCUUUGGAUAAUGAAUUUGUGAGGCUGCAGAAUAUCAAAAGUGGAGUGCAGCGAGGAGUGAUGGCUGCUGGGAGAAACUUACAAGUCAGUUCUCCCAACAUCCAGGGCUGGUCAACUCGUGCUGAUGCCACUAUUGCUGAGGUGGAUACUAUGUUGCGACGUAGAGAUGAGGCUGAAAGAGGUUUCUAUGGUUGGUGUUCAAACUUGAAGUCACGUUACUUGCUGAGCAAGAGAUCUAAGGAAAUUGUAAUGGAUGUGAUUGGUCUUCAAACUGAAGCCAAAGAUUAUCCUGUAUUACCUGCUGAAGUUGAAACUAUAUAUAAUAACACUGGUGAGGUGUUGGCCUCCAGAAAAUCGCAAGAGGAAGAGGUCAUGGCAGCUUUGAGAGAUGAAGAGGUUACUGUGAUUGGGAUAUGUGGUCUGGGUGGUGUUGGCAAAACAACACUCACUGAGAAAAUCAGACAAAAGGCGAAACAACAAGGGUUCUUCAAAGAUGUUGUCAUGGUAACUGUCAGUCAACAACCAGACUGGAAAAAACUUCAGGGUGAUAUCGCAGAAGAACUCAAGCUGAAAUUACAAGGGGAUAAUUUGUGGAGUCGUGGAGAUCGGCUGCGUACAAGGUUAAUGGAUCAGAACAGCCGCAACCUUAUAAUCUUGGAUGAUGUUUGGGAGUCUAUUCAUGAUCUAGACACACAUGGAAUUCCCAGCGGUAGCCAUCGGUGCAAAGUGAUAUUGACGACGCGAUUCCGAAAUGUUUGUGCAGACAUGGAAGCUCAGAGGAUCAUGGAAGUCAGAACCUUAUCUGAAGAGGAAGCAUGGUUCCUUUUCAGUCAGAAAGUUGGUGAUUUUGGCACCGAUCCUUCUCUGAUUGUCAUAGCAAAAGAGGUAGUCGAAGAAUGCAAGGGGUUGCCACUUGCAAUUAUUACAGUUGCUGCAGCACUAAAGGGUAAAGACAAGCCUUCAUGGGAGGAUGCCCUUAAACAAUUACGUCGUGCAGAAACAAGAAAUAUCCCUGGAGUGCACGAAAAGGUGUAUGAACCUCUGAGGCUAAGCUAUAAUUACUUGGGAAGUGAUGAAGUCAAGUAUCUGUUUUUGCUUUGUUCUUUGUUCCAGGAAGAUAGUGAUAUUUGGAUUGAAGAAUUGCUUAAUUAUGGAAUGGGGCUUCGCAUCUUUUCGGGAAUCGAAAAUUUAGAAGAUGCAAGAAAAAGGGUGUGUUUUCUGUUAAAAAUAUUGACAGAUUGUUUCUUGUUAUCCCAAGGUUCAGACAAAAAUCAUGUGAAAAUGCAUGAUGUGGUCCGUGAUGUGGCUAUAAGUAUUGCGUCUGAGGGAGAGCAUAACUUUAUGGUAAGUCACGAUGUUAACUCGGAACAGUUCCCAAGUAGAACUUCUUAUGAGCAUUUCAGUCACAUGUCAAUUGUUGCAAAUAAAUUUGAUAAGCAUCCUAGACGAAUAAUUUGCAAAAAACUGAAGCUUUUAAUGUUGAAACUCCGUUUUGAAGAUCCAUUCAAACUACAGGACAAGUUUUUUUAUGAAAUGAGUAGCCUCAAUGUCUUGAGCCUGAGGGGACACAGAUUUGAGGACUCCAUUCUGCGUUUUCCAGUAUCCAUUAGGAGGUUGUCAAGUCUGAGGACGCUGUGUCUGAGUAAUUUAAGGUUGGGUGACAUAUUCUUUAUUGGGGAUCUUGUUGAAUUAAAAAUUCUCAGCAUAAGAGAUUGUGAGUUAGAUGAGCUACCAAAGAAGAUAGCAAAAUUGACCAAGCUAAUUAGGUUAGAGUUUUGGAAUGAGUAUAGAGCACUUAAAAGGAUUUCAGCAGGGGUGUUAUCAAAAUUACUAGCUCAAUUGGAGGAACUACAUAUGGUGGGAGUAAAAGAUUGGAGUAAUGUGAUCUACAGUAACCUUGGCCUUCCCUCCAAGUUGAAACGGUACACACUUAAAGUGAAUGCAAUUUACACUGAUGAUUACGACAAGAGUAUUGCGUUAGAGGUCACGGAGACUGCCCCAUUGGGUGAUUGGAUCUGCCACCUGCUGAAGCAGAGUGAGGUCGUGCGGUCAACCGGAAAGGGCUCUAAUAAUGUGUUGACUGCGCUGCAGCUGAAUGAAUUUCAGAAUGUGAUAUGUCUCUGCCUCUCUGAAUGUGAUUUAGUGACACAUUUAUUGAAGAGUACACAUGAAGUAAUCAAGUUCCCCAAUUUAUAUGAGUUGGAGCUUCAAUUUCUGGAUUGCCUGACUCACUUUUGCAGUGACACUGUUGAGGGCAUUGAGUUCCCUCGGUUAAAAAGAAUGAUCUUCACUGGGUUACAUCAGUUGCAAAAUUUGUGUCCUACGGCAAACAACUCCAUCACAGACUCAAAUCCUCUUUUCCAUGAAAAGGUUUCUUGUCCCAACCUGGAAGUGUUAGAUAUUUAUGGGCCUAACAGCAUAAGUGCUUUAUGCUCUCACCAACUUCCAACUGACUACUUCACCAAACUUCAAACAUUGCAAGUAUUGCAUUGUGGAAAAUUGAGAAACUUGAUGUCACCAUCAGUGGCCAGAGGUCUUUUGAAUCUCCGAGAACUAAGAAUACAAAAUUGUGAAUCAAUGGAAGAAGUGAUCACAAAAGGAGAAGGAAUCAUGACCUUAUUUCCCCGAUUGCAAGAGUUGAAGCUUUGGGACCUGCCUAAGCUGGGGCAUUUCUUUCUGACAAGGCAUGCUCUUGAAUUUCCAUUACUCAGAGUUGUGUCUAUUCGUGGAUGCCCUGAAAUGAAGACGUUUGUCCAACAGGGAAUAUUUGUGAGUACACCGAGUCUAGAAUGGGUGAACUUCAAUUAUGAAAAGGUGAAAGUAGAUGAUCUGAAUAAAUGGAUACAACAGAGGUUCAAUAACAAGAAAAAAAAAGCUAGUGAUGGCGACGAAGCUGAAUCUAGUCAUGCCAGAAUAUCCAUUCAGAGGUUGUCAAAUCCGAGGACGCUAUGUCUGAGUAAUUUAUGGUUGGAUGACAUAUCCAUUAUUGGCAAACUUGUCAAUUUGGAAAUUCUCUGCAUCAGAGAUUCUCAGUUAGAGGAGGUGCCAGUGGAGAAAGGAAAAUUGAACCAAUCUAAUUUCUGUUCGAGCUUUUGA
Solanum stenotomum is the source of this 3186-nucleotide messenger RNA. Its product is annotated as probable disease resistance protein At1g61300. The coding region runs from base 1 to 3186 and encodes 1061 amino acids. Gene Ontology annotation, molecular function: ATP hydrolysis activity; ADP binding. The record is from RefSeq and is a predicted model, not a curated record. The transcript has 4 exons. Lineage: Eukaryota; Viridiplantae; Streptophyta; Magnoliopsida; Solanales; Solanaceae.